GCUUAGUAAGUAAUAAACUUCAGGAUGUGACGACUAACGAAGGUUGAUACCAUGAUGCUAUUGUGUAGGUGUGGCUAUGAACCACUCCUCGAAAUUGGGACAAUUAGUUUUUACUUGAGCUGAACUGUUUUACGGACGCGUAUUGUACGCUUUGUCCUAUUUAACUUACAUAAAAGGUUACACUUACUAGUACUAGGUACUUAUAUCUACAUCCUGCUGUAUAAUGGAUCCCAUAAUGGACGUAAUAAAAAAUUCAGAGGAGCCGGAAUGGCUUGAAAGGACAAUAGUAGGGGAAUUACGAGUUUGGCAAAUUAUGUUCCUGUGCUUAGCCGGGGUCACUUCUCUGAUCGUGGUGAUCUGUUGCUGCUUCCGCUUCCGCAUCCCGCGCACGAAGCAACAGAUCGAAGCAGACUACAAGCGCCGCAAGAUCACCACCAAGUUCCGCCAGCAGCUGGAAACUAUCCAAGACUCCAAAAUGGACGCCAUUUCCCUGAAAGACGCAUUGGAGCUAUUGCACGAGAAGAGCCAAUCAAUGGAGGGGGAGAAUCAGCAAGGCUCUCAGCACAGCUCCAUGGUGUCCCCUCAACAAAGUUCACUAGAAGCCUCUUUCCAGCCCGAUGGAGGCCAGAAGCCGGAGCCGCAAGCGUCUGGGCUCAACUUUGUGAAGUUCGCGACCAAAGUGGCCAAUUUGUCAAAACUUGGCCAACCGAAGUCGCCCACUUCGCCAACCACUUCAGAUAAUAAGAUGGAUUUUUAAGCACUUUUACUUGGACAUGAGUUUAAACUUGGAGAUCUCUCGUUUCGCACAGCAAAUAUAUAAAAAAAUAUAGUAUGCUAAUUUAAUUAAGGCUACAACACUAUUAGCUUUAAUUGAAAUAUUGUUCCUUUUAUUUUUGGCAAAUAGAUAGAAUAGUAGUACUUAACGAAAAAUUAUCUAAGUAGAUACGUAUCUAUUGUACCUAAAUAUGCAUAACUAUGAAAAAUAUAUUUUUUAAGAAUUUAUCAUAAUAUAUAGGUACCUACCUACAUAAUAAAUAUAUUUAAAUUAGCUUUGAUUUCUGUUUUAAAUAACCAUAUCUUUUUCGUUCGGUUUUAUGUAAAAAAAAAUGGCAACACGUAUUCUCAACUGAAUGAUUAUAUUGUUUGACGAUGUACCUAGUUGGUUUAGACCACAAUUAAACUGACCUAAACUUCUUUUCAAUUGACCCAACUGUGAAUUGAAUCGGCACUUGACUGCGAUUUGAACCCGCGACCUAUUUAAUCUAAGGGUAAAUGCAUACUUAAAAUACUCGCAGAAUCCUGUGACAUGGAAUUGAAGGCGUGCGGCUUUACGCCAAAAAUUAGGACCAGUUCAGACAUGACGAAAACGUACGGAUACAAACCGCGCGAUUUUAACAGCUGUAACCUAUUGUUGAGACAGUCUCGGUGAGCGUCAGAAUAAAUGUAAGAAUAGGAAUUGUUACCAUCGCAAGGCAAUUAACAUUGUCUAGAUAGGUCUUAGCAAUAGCACUACACAAAAGCUGUGCAAAGCUAUUUUCCGGGUGUCGAGUAACAGCGAACGCGCGGAUUUUACGUCCACGCGGUUAGGACUGAAAUGAAUGAAUGUAGAGAUAAAUAAAAUCCACGUGGUUUUUACUGUCUAACGUUGCCCUAAUAAAGAAAUAUAAUGCCCAUAUUAUGCGCUUGCUAUUACGGCUAGGUUUCAAGAAAAACCAAAUUACCUAUGCAGUAAGAUGUUUUCUUUAAUCUAGAAAAUAAAAAAUACAGUAUAUAAACGGAUUUUAGAUCACAAGAAUAAUUACAUAUUCACAAAUAACUUCAGUAAUCUGCAUGUUUACAUAAUCUCCUGUUACACUUAACUGACAGUUAAAAAAAACAAUGAUCAAAUCGUAAGCGAUAACUAAAGCAACAUUUAACUUACAUUUUUAUUAUACAUAAAUAAUACAUCCUUGCAAAUAAAAAUUACGUAAAAUUCAAGUUAGCUACAAUUUUAUUUUAAAUAGAUAAUAAUAUAAAUUGUUUCUACACGCUCAUUACUUUUCUGAACAACUGAACAAUACGCCGCUUCCGGGCCUGUCAUGUAAAUUAGUUUUUGUCACGUUUAUCUUCUAUAUUAAUUAGUGACUUAGUUAAUUAAUAAUUUCUAGGGAUUCGCCAAAAGUUUCGAUACUUUUAUUACGAAUAAGUAUAGAUUUUAAUACGAUACAGUCUUUCAUUCAUUAUUGUAAUCGAAUGGUUUAUGGUGGGAACCUAUUCGUAUCUCAUUUUUAAUCGAAUUGAGUUCGAGCCCCCGAAUACCUACAUAAUAACAAUUAUCUCUUUUGUUAAAGAAUGCUUUGCAGUAAUCGGGGAUUAAACUUUGAAAAGUUAAAGGUAACACACUCGUUUUAAUAUUUUAUCGAUACUUUUGUUUUCUCCUGCGAAUCCCUAGUGAUUUCUUCCGACGAACGAUAGUAUACCCUAAACAUUUCUCAGUCCAUGACUCGAUAUUUGCCACAAUCUCAUUCCUUUAUAUCCUUAACCGCUAAUACCUCUGUUCUACAGUUGAAUUUACAUUUACCUUUCAAAGCAAUAUUCUAAGGCUAUGUACACAAAAGCAGGCUGCGCCGCUUUGCAAAAUCCGUCCGUAAUUUUUCAUUCAAUAAUAGUCUGUGUAUUUUUUGAUGUGCUAUAAGUCGUGAUUUUAUGGUUUAAAUGACUUAUUUUAGUCUAGCUAAAUAAAUACCGUCCUAAGGAAUACCUACUAGUCGUUAUGUAAGUUAACUAGUUGGACGUGUUAUCUAUUAUAGUCACUAGUUUACCACUAUGUAGUAGAAAGUUAACCCAUCACGUCUUCGUUUAAAACCCCUUAUAAUAUAAUAAAAUAUUUAUAUUAUACUUUAUUUUAAAGUGAUGAACGGAUUUUUCAUUUUAUUAAAGCUAGGUGAACUAUUCAAAUUCAUCUUGAUUUUUGCGUUGCGUUUGCGGUGCGACCUCUUAUGUGCGCUAGCCUUUAUUUUACACAGCAUCUUUUAAUUUUGUACAGUAGGUAUUAUUUAAAUAUUUAACGCUCCAUUUUUAAGUUUUGGUUUAUGGCUAUUGGCUGCUAUUUGUGCACGAUUUACUUCGCCAUAUUGUUUCUUUAUUGAGCAAAUUUAUAAUUAUUGUAACGUUAUUCUGGUUUUAAAACAAUUAUUUAAAUGUCAACAAGUAAUUGCGAGAUUAAAAAUCUCAUUUAAUAUUAAUAAUUUCUUAGUGACAUUUCUAUCUCGUAGUUUGUUCACUGAAAAUAAAUAGAAUAACACGAUUAUGUACUGGUUUCAUUACAUUCUACGUCUUUCUCAUUAUUUAGUUUAACAAUAAACCUGCUCUGUACACUGCGACCGAAAAAAAAAUUCCUCAUCAAAACUUAUGUUUAUCUCUGUCACAUACUAAUGUUAAUCGCUGACCACCUCAUGUGAGAGCAAGGUAGCAAUAGGUACAUUAAUUGUAAUCGUACAUUAGAUAUUUACAGCUACUUUUCAGUGAAAUUAUUUCUUUUGCUUGCACAUUCUUUGGAAUUAAAAUAAAUUAAUAAAUGCGAAUUGGAAUAAAAGUAGCGGCCGAAUUGCACAUAAACAAUCGAUACAUAACGAUUCACAAAAGUUGAAACGGUGCAAGAG
Messenger RNA from Maniola jurtina (meadow brown), 3641 nucleotides. Its product is annotated as transmembrane inner ear expressed protein. The transcript is spliced from 4 exons. The record is from RefSeq and is a predicted model, not a curated record. Lineage: Eukaryota; Metazoa; Arthropoda; Insecta; Lepidoptera; Nymphalidae. Bases 224 to 757 code for a protein of 177 amino acids.